Messenger RNA from Acipenser ruthenus (sterlet), 4172 nucleotides. Its product is annotated as cytochrome P450 1B1-like. The transcript has a single exon. Gene Ontology annotation, molecular function: steroid 17-alpha-monooxygenase activity; iron ion binding; heme binding. The coding region runs from base 429 to 2015 and encodes 528 amino acids. The record is from RefSeq and is a predicted model, not a curated record. Lineage: Eukaryota; Metazoa; Chordata; Actinopteri; Acipenseriformes; Acipenseridae. Gene Ontology annotation, biological process: hormone biosynthetic process; progesterone metabolic process.
CUAUGUACAGAGCAUUGCUAAAUUGAAAUCUACAAAAGGGGAAUGAAUGAAACCUACUCAAAGGAUUUUUACCUGAUGGUUCUCAGCAAGUGAAGACAGACAUAUAUUUAUUCAUUAAAAACAUGAAGGGGAGCUUGGAAACUGAAGCAGAAUUAUAAACAAAUUAAACUACCCUGCAAUUUGAAGGAACAUUGCACCAACAACAAGUCAUUACAUUUUAAAGGAACUUUAUCUUAGAUUUUCAAAUUUACAUCAAAACCAAGUGAGGUUUCAGAUUUACAUGCUUGAUCUGUAAUUUUCUGUUGAACAUUUGAAGUUCACACUUACAUAAAAAGCUAAAUAACCACAGCUGGUUCAUUUUGAGGACACAAAAGAGUGAAGCCAGUUUAACUUCUCAUUGCAAGACAGCAAAGGUUUCGUUUACCAGCAUGGCUCUUUGGGACACAGACUUUGGAGUGAAGGGAAGUGGCACUGCCAGGGAGUGGGGUGUUCAGAUCCAGCCUGCACUCAUAGCCUCUUUCUUGUUUCUGGUCUGUCUCGAAGCCUGGCUGUGGGUGAGGAAUCUGAGACAGAACAGACGCUUGCCUGGCCCCUUUGCCUGGCCAGUGGUGGGAAAUGCCAUGCAGCUGGGGCAGAUGCCCCAUAUAACCUUUUCCAAACUGGCCAAAAAGUAUGGCAAUGUCUACCAGAUCAGCCUUGGCAGCAACAAAAUCGUUGUUCUAAAUGGCGAGGUCGCAAUACGGCAAGCCUUGCUUAAGCACAGCACUGCAUUUGCUGGUAGACCUAACUUUGGCACUUUUCAAAUGGUCUCCGGUGGCAAGAGUAUGGUUUUUGGGGACUACACCAGGCUGUGGAAGGAGCAUCGGAGAAUUGCUCAGUCAACGAUUAGAGCUUUCUCCACAGCCAACAGCCAUACCAAGAAACUCUUUGAGCAGCAUGUUGUGGGAGAGGCUAUAGACCUCAUCAAGGUUUUUCUGUGCCUUGGCGCUGAUAGUUGUUACUUUGAACCCGGGCAUGAAUUAACAGUGGCCGCCGCCAAUGUCAUCUGCGCUCUUUGUUUCGGCAAGCGCUACAGCCACGACGACCAGGAGUUUAAGACCCUUCUGGGCAGGGUGGACAAGUUUGGUCAGACGGUGGGUGCAGGGAGUUUGGUGGAUGCCAUGCCUUGGCUGCAGGCUUUUCCAAACCCAGUCCGCAGCAGUUACCUGAACUUCAAAGAACUCAACGAUGAAUUUUUUGAGUUUGUGAAAGAUAAGAUCAUCCAGCACCGGCAGACAUAUGACCCCGAGGUCACGCGAGACAUGAGUGAUGCCAUCAUUGGUGUGAUAGAGCAUGGGACGGGUACCGGAGAUGGUCUAACCAAGGAGCAUGUUGAAGGUACUGUUAAUGACCUGAUGGGUGCUGGGCAAGACACCAUCUCAACAGCACUCCACUGGGUUCUCUUGCUUUUGGUGAAGUACCCCAAUAUCCAGACCAAGAUUCAAGAGCUGAUUGACAAAGAAGUGGGCCGGGAAAGAUUGCCUACCAUUGAAGACAAAAGCAAGCUUGCCUACCUAGAGGCUUUCAUCUACGAGACCAUGCGCUUCACCAGCUUUGUGCCAAUCACCAUCCCCCAUUCCACCACCUCCGACGUGACUAUCGAAGGCCACUACAUCCCCAAGGACACUGUGGUUUUUGUGAACCAGUGGUCGGUGAACCAUGAUGAGCUGAAAUGGAAGGAUCCUCAUGUCUUUGAGCCCUCCAGGUUUCUGAAUGAGAGUGGGAUCAUCGACAGGGAUCUGACCAACAGCGUGAUGAUCUUCUCCAUGGGAAAGCGCCGGUGUAUCGGUGAUCAGAUUGCCAAACUCCAGAUAUUUCUGUUCACAGCCAUCCUGCUUCACCAGUGCACCUUUGAAGCGAAUCCUGCAGACAAACCCAGCCUGGAUUGCUCCUAUGGGCUAAGUCUGAAACCCACCCACUUCGUUUUGACUGCUAAGCUAAGGGGAACAUUUCUAGACUUGGUUUCACCAGCAUAAAAAAGUCAGACUUUUGUACAACCUUUCACUGAGAUGUACCAUCCAGACACACUCCAGUAUUACAGUAAGUCAUUAUUUUGUGUGUGUUUUAAAACUACGGGCAAUCAGGUUUAAGAUUAGAAAGGUUUGGUUUAUUUCACUCGAUGUCAUAUGGACUUGAUUAUCUGCAAGAUCUUUCUUCAAUCAAUUGUUGUCAAUAUCCAUGCUUGGUAAUCACUUUAUAAACCCCUGUUUUAUAAUUAAAAAGUUUAACAACCACCCAUAACAGACUAGAAACAAAAUGACUUCAGAGAGCUGUAGAUUUACACCGAAGAAAAAGCAGCUUGUUUCACUUAAAGCGUGAUGAUUGAGUGUUUUAAAAAUGAUGAUCCAGAGUAAAGGGAGCAGGCAAGUUACAGUUAAAGUAAAUGAAAAGUAUGGCAUUUUUUUUAUUUGUGUUUUGUAACCAAUAAAAAAGACCUCUUGUUACUGUACAGGCAAAACACCAACUAAAAACAGGAACAUCUUACUGUUUCACUCAAACAUGACAAACUAUAAUUAGACCAUUUCUGUUAUUAUUAUUAUUAUUAUUAUUAUUAUUAUUAUUAUUAUUAUUAUUAUUAUUAAUAAUAAUAAUAAUAAUAAUAAUAAUAAUAAUAAUAAUAAUAAUAAUAAUAAUAAUAAUAAUAAUAAUAAUAAUAAUACACGUGGGGGAGUUCAUUCUAAUAGGGGCAGCAUUCUAAUACUUGGUGUUCGUUUUGACUUCAGGGGUUUUCAAUUCUAGCUACGGGUAUCCAUAACAGUCCAGGAUCUUGAUUUCAACCAGUUUCUAUUUUAAAUUUGAAUUCUGCAGUCAGAUACACAUAGACCAAUCACAGUGACUACAGGCUAUUCAGUCCAUCUCAAAAGUUUGUCUGUACGUUCUGAGUGAAUGUGCAAAGCAAUGCAGAUUCAGGAUCCUUUUGAAAAGGACUACAAUUUCUAUAUAUCUGAUAAGAAGUAGCUUACUUACAGGUAACAUUAAUGACAAUGUGAUCGUCUUCAAAAUACUUUCUUUCAUUUCAAAACCAGUCUGCAGGUCUGUGCUGUCCCACUAAAAUCAUCCCCAUACUGUAUACAAAUACCUCUGCAGGUCUGUGCUUUCCCAGUACAACCAUCCCCAUACUGUAUACAAAUACCUCUGUAGCUAUAUGACGUUUUAUUUUAAAAAAUAAUUCAGAAGGCAUUUAUUUAUUGUUGUCAAAUGUGUGUUUUUUUUGCUUUUGGUUUUUUUAUAUUAUAGGAGGUGAACAUUUAAAUAUCAGUAUUAAUGUAGAAAACACUUUACUGAACAUUAUCACAUACUAAACUACUAUUUACUAUGCUAUUUUAGAAAUAUUAAUCAGGUCUUGGCACAAACACAUAUUGUUCUUGUUAUAUAUUAUAGUUUUUAUCAUAGCUCUUUCUACUUUUUGACUUUCUGUCAAAUCACUACAAAUGAAUAUAUGGGGUUUUAAACAUCCUUUGCAGUGUUGUUUGGGACUUCUACAAAGCUGCUAUGAGGAUAGCAGCACCAUAAUUACACUUCUAUCCCAGCCAUAUUGUCCCUAUAGUUCUAGGUGAGUGCACAUUCCAAGGUAGCAGAAUGUGUAAGUUAGCUUGUUAAACAGUGUAUAACACAUUAAGAAGUAUACGCUUGACAGCACUAGAAAAGAAUACAAAACAAAUGAUGCUAAAUGUUUCCUAUACUAAAGCGUUUACCAUGCUGAAGCAUGCAUUUUUACAAUGCUUUAUUUCAUUUGGGAUUGGCCACACUUGAUCCCAUAUUGCCAAUCCAUUGGGCCAGCAUGUCUAUCACCAUUCCUUUCAAAUAAUUGACUUUAAUAAUGCAAGGGACUCAUCUUUUAAACUGUUCUGAAUGAUAUCUGCCUGAUCUUGUAUUAUGUAUUUUCAUGUAUUGAAUGUAUACCCUAAAUUAUUGUAAAUCAGUAUUGAUAUUAUUAUACAAUGGUUCAGUUCACUCAAUUGUAUUUGUGAAUUAUAUUUCUGUACUUUUAUAUCUUCAGUUCUUUUGGGUUUAUCAACAAUAAUGUGAAUUCAAUUUAAGUGAUAUACGUGUUUGUGUUUUUUUUUUGUUUGUUUGUUUUUAAUAAUUGUUGCACAAAUCACCUAUAUAAAUAAAUGUACAAAACAUCCAAA